This is a messenger RNA of Trichoplusia ni (cabbage looper), 1327 nucleotides long. Its product is annotated as tetraspanin-9-like. The coding region runs from base 459 to 1163 and encodes 234 amino acids. The transcript has 7 exons. NCBI's taxonomy places the organism in Eukaryota, Metazoa, Arthropoda, Insecta, Lepidoptera, Noctuidae. Gene Ontology annotation, cellular component: membrane. The record is from RefSeq and is a predicted model, not a curated record.
AUACCUCAACGAUAAAUUAAAAGUAAUCUACGAUGUGGAUCUUACGUUGUAAAUAACGCACUUACACGCUAUGACCUAGUUGCAAUAUAAACGUGUUAGCAGACCCUUCGAAGGCUGUCCCAUUCUUCCUACAGCCUGGUUGGUGGGGCGUCGCCGCGUGCUUCAUGCCUCAAACUAGUUGCCUCCGACCUAUCGGCCACGACGCACUUGUCGCCGUCCAAAACAAAACAAAACCGUGAAUGAACAGUUCAAACAUCAAACAACUAGUGAAGCAACAGUGAUGAUAAAGUGAAAUUGUUUUCGCAAGUUCAUUCAACAAUUACAAGAUAUCGGAUUUCGUACAAAAUAUUUAGCGUUGCCAGGUCGCCAAACCUGAUAGCCGGACAGACCAGCCAGUUUGGCCGGACAUUUGGUUAAAAAAGCCGGACACCCUAUAUUAUUGAGAAUUUAGAAUAGCGAUGGGUAUGGGAGGAGCAAUGGACAGCUGCGGGAGAUGUAUGAAGUUCUCAUUAAUAUGCAUUAAUGUGGUUACCUUCAUCGGAGGCGCUCUAGCUCUAGCAAUAGGGCUCUGGAUAUGGGUCUCCCGGUCGUUCUCCAGUACGCUGAUGAGCAACAACAUGUUCAUAGCGUCAGUGGGAGUGGUGGUGGCGAUGGGGGCAGCCAUGAUGGUGCUCUCGCUGCUCGGCUGCUGCGGCGCCGCCAAGGAAGUCAAGUGUAUGCUGCUCACGUACUACAUCCUGGUCUUCAUUAUCUUCGUGGUGAUGCUGGUAGGCGGGAUCCUACAGUUCGUCUUCCGAGAGAAGGUCAUCACUACCUUAGACCGGGAGUUGUACGCCGCGAUCCCGUACUACGGAGUACGGCAUGAGUACACCAAGUCUUGGGAUGACACCCAGACGUACCUGCAGUGCUGCGGAGUCAAAGGGUAUAAGGAUUGGAACGAUAAUGUGCCAGAGAGUUGCUGUCGAGAAGUCUACCCCGGGAAGCGGAUGGACUGCAAGGCAUCACCGAAUCCAACGACGAUGUACGUGGAGGGUUGUCUCAGUAAAGUCACAGACUUUCUGAGGGAAGACGCAGUAUACGUUGGUACUGCAGCCGUCAUUGUUGCGCUUAUAAUGUUGCUGGCUCUAAUAUUAUCGUGCGGAUUGUUCGUAAAAAUAGAAUGAUGACGACAUUAUGAAGACAUCGGAACUUGACAAAGUUAAUUGAGUAUUAAAAUAUGUACGAUUAUGAAUGUGUACCUGUGAUUUGUUUGAUUCGUAACGUGUGCCUUCAGACUUUUCUAUUUAUUUUUUAAAUACUUAUUUUGCAAUAAAAGUUUGAUUGCAAU